GGUCGCGCGGCUGCUGAAGGGGGCGGGCGCGCGCAGGAGGAGUGGAGGCGUAGGGGGGCGGGGGACCGCUCGCUUGCUCGCAAGAUGGCGGACGAGGACGGGGAAGGGAUUCACCCCUCAGCCCCGCACCGGAAUGGAGGCGGCGGCGGGGGGUCUGGGCUCCACUGCGCCGGGAACGGUGGCGGGGGAGGCGGCGGCCCGCGGGUCGUGCGCAUUGUCAAGUCCGAAUCCGGCUACGGCUUCAACGUGCGGGGCCAAGUGAGCGAGGGCGGGCAACUGCGGAGCAUCAACGGGGAGCUGUACGCGCCGCUGCAGCAUGUGAGCGCCGUGCUGCCCGGGGGGGCGGCCGACCGGGCCGGGGUGCGCAAGGGGGACCGCAUCCUGGAGGUGAACGGCGUGAAUGUUGAGGGGGCGACACACAAGCAGGUGGUGGACCUGAUCCGAGCAGGCGAGAAGGAAUUGAUCUUGACAGUGUUGUCUGUACCUCCUCAUGAGGCUGAUAACCUAGACCCCAGUGACGACUCCUUGGGACAAUCAUUUUAUGAUUACACAGAAAAGCAAGCAGUGCCCAUAUCGGUCCCCACAUACAAACAUGUGGAGCAGAAUGGUGAGAAAUUUGUGGUAUACAAUGUUUAUAUGGCCGGGAGGCAGCUGUGUUCUAAGCGGUACCGGGAGUUUGCCAUUCUGCACCAAAACCUGAAGAGAGAGUUUGCCAACUUUACAUUUCCUCGACUUCCAGGAAAGUGGCCAUUCUCAUUAUCAGAGCAACAGUUAGAUGCCCGGCGUCGGGGGUUGGAAGAAUAUCUAGAAAAGGUGUGUUCCAUCCGAGUCAUUGGUGAGAGCGACAUCAUGCAGGAGUUCCUGUCAGAAUCUGAUGAGAAUUACAAUGGCGUGUCUGAUGUGGAGCUGAGAGUAGCAUUACCGGAUGGAGCAACUGUUACUGUCAGAGUUAAAAAGAACAGCACCACAGACCAAGUGUACCAGGCUAUUGCAGCAAAGGUUGGCAUGGACAGUACAACAGUGAAUUACUUUGCCUUAUUUGAAGUGAUCAAUCAUUCCUUUGUACGUAAGCUGGCCCCUAAUGAAUUUCCUCAUAAACUGUACGUCCAGAAUUACACAUCAGCUGUGCCAGGCACCUGCCUGACCAUUCGCAAGUGGCUCUUUACAACAGAAGAAGAAGUCCUCUUAAAUGACAAUGACCUUGCUGUCACGUACUUCUUUCAUCAGGCUGUUGAUGAUGUAAAGAAAGGUUACAUUAAAGCGGAGGAGAAGUCUUACCAGUUACAGAAGCUGUAUGAACAAAGGAAGAUGGUCAUGUACCUCAACAUGCUAAGGACCUGUGAGGGCUACAAUGAAAUCAUCUUCCCUCACUGUGCCUGCGACUCCAGGAGGAAGGGGCAUGUUAUCACAGCCAUCAGCAUCACGCACUUUAAACUUCAUGCCUGCACUGAAGAAGGGCAGCUGGAGAACCAGGUAAUAGCGUUUGAAUGGGAUGAGAUGCAGCGAUGGGACACAGAUGAAGAAGGAAUGGCCUUCUGUUUUGAAUAUGCACGAGGAGAGAAGAAGCCUCGAUGGGUUAAAAUCUUCACACCAUAUUUCAAUUACAUGCAUGAGUGCUUUGAGAGGGUGUUCUGCGAGCUCAAGUGGAGAAAAGAGAAUAUUUUCCAGAUGGCGAGGUCACAGCAGAGGGAUGUGGCCACCUAGCCUUUCCUCAUCCCUUCCCCUUCCCUUUGCCCUCAGCCUCUUAGCCUUUUCAUCUUUCAUGUCAGACAGUAACCAUUAACACAAAAGAAGAAAAAAGGAAAAAAGUCAUUAUAUCCCAAAGUCCUAAGCUAAAUAUUAUUAAUAACCUCCUGUGAAUUUUACACCUCUGGACCUGAGCUGGUAGCGAGCAGCAGGUUGAUAGUGCCAGAAGUCCACUGAGAUCAGACAGAAACAAGCCCAGCACCUCGCCAAAGUCAUCCUUGUCCUUUUACCCGGGCCUCAUAACAACAGACUCUCCUUGUACUAUAUUUUUAAAACUGGAACUAUGAACUCCAUCCAUUUGCACUGUUCAAGCAUAUAUAUGUAUGUAUGUAUGUAAAAAUUAUAUAUACACAAAUUAGCUGCACGUAUAUACAUAUAUAUUUCUUUUUAAAUUUCAUAUUGAUGGCAGAACCUUUUUUAGCUUGUGUUUUUACACACCUUUCACUGAAUUCAUGACCUCUCUCUUGCUCUCUUUAUUUUGAAACAAACUUUAAAAAGGAAAAAAAAAUACAGGGAAAAUACCUCUCCUCAUGAAGGACUCGAAAAGUUUACAACCUGCUUGGGUUUUCCUCCCUUUCUGUAUUGAGUACGGUUUCUGGCUGUUGGUUUGCCAUAGAGUCUGAGGAGCGAGGAGUGUAGUGUCUUUAUCUUCAAGGGGUGCUGAGGAGGAGAAAGGCUGUUUCUCAAGAGCGGCGAGGCUGCAGAGAGUCUGAAGACCGAUAGUCUUGAUUGCAAGUCAUUUUCCUGAUCCAUCCUGCAUCUCCUUCCUGUUUCUUUAGGGUCUUUUAUAUAAAGCUUCCUUUCAACUGGCCCAAACCAGAGUUCAGGGUCACAUGAGGCUGUUCCCACAGGAAACUGACACUUCUCUUCCGUGACAGACAGGGAUCGUAUCAGGAGUAAAGCUUGGCGUCUGAGGCACCAAGGCAGGACAUGUGGAGGGGAGGGAGGGAAGAAGGAAGGAAGGAAGCAGUGCCUCAUGUGUAUAAGGGCCUUACCUCCUCCAUUCCUGUCCAGUAACCAUCUAUAUUUUAUAUCCUCUGUGAGUUCUUUAAACAGUUGUGUGUGGAGGGAGUGCCUUGGGUAAACUUAGCCCUGUUCAUGACAGCUGAGGGCCCAAGAAGUGGGAAUAUGGUCGGUUUUAGUUGACCACCACCAUUUCCUUCAAAGGAGACUGAGGAGAAAACUCUUAGAGUUCUUUACCUGGGGGUGGGCCUGGGCCGGUUCUGUUGGUAGAGUGCUUGCCUAACAUGGGUGAAGCCCUAAGUUCCAUCUCCAGCACUACAUAAAACUUGGGUGUUGUAGUGCAUCCCUGUAAUCUCAGCACUUGGGAGGGGAAUACAGGAAACUCAGAAUUUUCAAGUCCACCCCUCUGCUACCUAAUGAGUUCAAGGCUAUUCUGGAUCACAUAUCUCAAAGGUAGAAGAGUUUUUUACCUGCUCCUGCACUUAGGCCUCAUAGGACCUCAAAGCAACAUGUGGGACAGAGCCCAGGCUGGCACUAGAGUAAUAUUCUUAAACCUUGAGUUCUUGUGUAAGGAAUGUCAGGUUAGGUACAACUAAAACACAUCUUUGAAACUCUUUAUCUACUUUACCUUCAACAUUGAAGCCGCCAUCGGCUGCCUCUUUGGCUUUCUGAGGCUGAGAGGCAGCCAGAAUUGGAUGUGGUCGGCAGUGCUGGACUUGGUUUAAAGUUUCUUUCAAGCCUUGGUUUUGCAGAGCAUUAUGAGGCCACUUUUCUGUCUCCAUAAUUCUAGCAGCCAUUGUCCCAGGAAGGUGUGAACCUUUUCCCUUUCCUAUCCCUUUCCUCUCCAAGCCUGUGGGACCACAAGGUAUAAAAUAUGGUGAGUGUUUAAAGUUGAA
This is a messenger RNA of Rattus rattus (black rat), 3605 nucleotides long. It is a transcript of the gene Snx27, whose product is annotated as sorting nexin 27. The record is from RefSeq and is a predicted model, not a curated record. NCBI's taxonomy places the organism in Eukaryota, Metazoa, Chordata, Mammalia, Rodentia, Muridae. Gene Ontology annotation, biological process: signal transduction; intracellular protein transport. The transcript is spliced from 12 exons. Bases 85 to 1704 code for a protein of 539 amino acids. Gene Ontology annotation, cellular component: early endosome. Gene Ontology annotation, molecular function: protein binding; phosphatidylinositol-3-phosphate binding.